CGCACGCAUCGCACCGUCGUGUCGACGGCGCCCCUCGAACCAAUACCGCGUCCCGGAACCGGUCACGUGACGCCCCGGGACAACUGCUACAGUGAACAGACGAACGUACCGACGUCGCCGUCGCAGACAGGCGUACGGGCCGUUCGGCGUGUGGGGCCUUCGUAGUUCGCCAAACGACUGAACGAAUGUUAUUUUUUUUUUUUAUGUUUCUAUACUCACGAUAUCUAGGUUUUUUUCCGAUUUCGGUCGCCGGACUCGGCUCGACCGUCCGCACCCUACCGAGGCCUCUGACUAAGAUAUUUUCCGUCUACUUUUACCUGGAAUAUUUACUCGAUGCCGACAACGCGUCUAACGCGUUGUCGAAUAUUUAUAAUUUUCAUAGCACCAGCUAUUAUUAUUGCACAACUACGAGAUUAUUUGUACAAUUGUACCUGUAUUACUUUCCUUACUGACUGCAAUUUAUUUAUUAUUAAAAUUUGCAUUGGCCCAAAUAAUGGGAGGGGGAGACGCGUGCGGCCAUGCAAGGUUGCAUCUAAAAUUGAUUAAUUUAAUAAACCAAUAAUGGGGCCACUAAACCAUUAGCUCUCUAAAUAUGAACAUUCAUUAAUUAAAUAAUAAAAUAAUAAAUUGUGAUUGUACGUUUUUUCAUGUAACUGAUCAUUAGCAUCUCGAAUUUCUGCUAAGUCAUCCAACUCAAAAUUUAGUACUCUGUACAAAGUAUACUUCAUUUUUAAUGAAAUAUUUAAUAUUAUCGAAGUUUUGGAGGAACCACCUCUCCCCUAAACAAAAAUUUGACUUAUUUGUUUCACUGAUAAUAGGAGUAUUUUUUUUACCCUCCCCCGCAUUUAAAAUAAAUCCGAAACACGCCAUAUUUGAUAGCACUUAUCACUAACUGAUAACUGGUGGCUAUCAGUGAUAGCAACUGUCGUGUUUUUAUAUUUAUAUUUUAUUCAUCAUUAGUUGCCCCUUAACGACUUGUAAAAUAUUCGCAAUUCGGAACUGGUAGAUAUUAGCUUACCAUCAAAAUUGUUCAAGAAUAAAAGAAAAAAAAUGAUAUGACCAUAAUUUUGUUCUUACAAUGAAUAUUACAUCAAACUACCAAUGUUCUUACCUAAAAUGUGUUCUGGAAAGCCUUUUAUUAUCUGUGAUUUAUGUGUCCAGUUUGUAUGUAUGGAAUUCACAACAUUCUAGAGAUCAUCCUUUGACUAUAAAGAAAAGAUUUCUUAGUGUAUCAUUUAUGUUAAUAUUUUCACCAUUAUAUACAUGGUAUUUCAUUAACGACAAAACUAAAGUACCUAUUUGGUAUUGGUUGGGUUUGAAAUGGGACGGAAUAUUUAUGUCCGCUGCAUCUUCACUUUUUUUAACAUGUAUAUUAUUUCUGGGUUCAAUAUGUUUAAUUUUUUGUAAAAGCAUUCAAUUAAAAAACAUCAUUAGUAUUGAAAAUAUUAAAUCAAACGUAACAGAUUUGAUUUGGCUCAGAAAUUAUGUGGUAGCACCAAUAUCUGAAGAAUUUACCUUUAGAGCUUGCAUUAUACCUCUAUUACUUCAAUGUUUCCAGCCAAUGACCACUAUUUUAAUUUGUCCCAUAUUUUUUGGAGCAGCACAUUUUAAUCAAUGGAUAGAAAGAAUGCAUGCUGGUGUACCAUGUUUAGAUGCUUUUAUUAUGUCAGUGUUUCAGUUUAUGUAUACUACAAUAUUUGGAGCAUAUUCAGCAUUGCUAUUCAUAUCCACUGGGCAUGUUAUAGGACCAAUUAUAGCUCAUAAAUUUUGCAACCACAUGGGAUUUCCUGACUUCCGAGAAAUGUUUCACUUUCAAGAGCCAAAACGUAGCUGUUUACUAGUUCUCUCAUUAAUUGGGUUAAUACUGUGGUGCAUAUUAAUUAAAUAUACAACGGACCCACAGAUAUAUUCGAACCAUAUGGAUUGGACUGAAAUGAACCAAUGUAAUACAAUAAACUCAAGCAAUAAUUUUGAGAAAAAAAUGUUGUAAAAUUGUAAAUACAAAAACCUUUAUUUACAUACAUGCAAAAAGAGAAUAUUAUAUACAUUAUAACAUUUUAAUAAAAUCGUUUAGCUCAAAAAUGUAAUACAAAUGCUUCUAUUAAAUCGAAGCAAUGAAACAUAAUAAAAAUGUUAAAUUUAAAAUAAAAGACUGGAUUAUA
Messenger RNA from Rhopalosiphum maidis (corn leaf aphid), 2162 nucleotides. RefSeq names its product CAAX prenyl protease 2 (gene Sras). Gene Ontology annotation, cellular component: endoplasmic reticulum membrane. Gene Ontology annotation, biological process: CAAX-box protein processing. Gene Ontology annotation, molecular function: metalloendopeptidase activity. NCBI's taxonomy places the organism in Eukaryota, Metazoa, Arthropoda, Insecta, Hemiptera, Aphididae. Bases 1079 to 1990 code for a protein of 303 amino acids. The record is from RefSeq and is a predicted model, not a curated record. The transcript has 7 exons.